AUUAAUGUUCACUUGAAAACCGUUCUAAACGAAAGAAAUCUAAUGUUUAAAAUAAUAAAGCCAACAGUUCAAUUUUAAAAGGGCUGAGACGAUAUUUAAAUAUUUUAACAAAGACAAUAAGUUAAACGUUACUCAUGGAAGGAUUACCUAUUGCCAAUGAAGCAGUACAGAGUGACAGACGUGUCUAAAAAGAAGAUUUACUUAAUUCUUUUUGAAACAUUCGAAACAUUUGUAAAAAAAUGCAAGGCAAAGUUCCAUAUUUCCGAUGACGUGAAUGUAUUCUUCGUGUCAGAGGACGAUGAAGAGGCUGAGAUAGAAAGUGAAAUUCUGGAAAAGGUUCAUGGCAACAAAAGUUUACUGAUCAUGAAAUGUGAUCGUUCCGAACAAAGUCAUUGGAGGGAAAGUCAAGAUGAAAAGGCUGUUUUUGGAGCCAGGCGUAAAGAUCGGUAUCAAGGUAAAGAAGAAUCCUCCAGCGAAGAAGAUCAACAAAAAUCAGCACCAAGAACAAGAAAUAUAGAGGAGCAUGAAACGAAGGAAUGGAGAGAAGCGGAAGAAGGUACUGCAAUAAAGGCUCAUAUAAGAAAGUUCGGUUUGAAAGAUAUUGGAAACGUCCUAAAAAAGAAUUUAGAAAAAUGGAAAGAAAUACCAUUGCAUAUAGCUGUAACCGGAGCGUCGGGCAAAGGUAAAUCUAGCUUUAUCAAUGCAAUGAGACGAGUAUCCGCCGGAGACCAUGGAGCUGCAAAAGUUGAUGUCACAGACUGCACAACGACGCCAACUCCAUACCGCCACCCGGACAUACAUAACUUUGUUCUUUGGGAUGUUCCAGGAGUUGGAACAAUAAACUUUCCCAAGGAAAGUUAUCUAAAUGAGAUCAAUGCGGAUAAAUACGACUUUUUCAUCGUCAUUUUCAGAGAGAGAUUUACAGAGACAGAAUCCUGGUUGCUGCAUGAAAUCAGGAAACGCAAUAAACGGUGCUAUUUAGUGAGGACAAAAAUUGAUAUAGAUAUGGAAAACCGUAAACAUUCAGGUAAGCCAAAUCAUUCUUUCCUCGAUUUAAAGAAGGACAUGCGUGACGAAAUUGUGAAGUCGUUUAAAGGACGUUCAAGUUUAAGUUUUCCUUUCUUCGUGAUAUCAAACCACAACAUACUUAAAUACGACUUUCAACUACUAGAAUUCUAGCUUCUGAAGGAUGUUCCUGUUGAAAAGAAAACAGCCAUGGUUUUGGGGGUCGCCGGAAUAUCAAAGAAAGCCGUACAAGAAAAAGUUAUGGCCUUGAAAUCUAGAUCAUGGAAAAUAGCUUUAAUGUCCGGAGCCGGUGCAGCUAUUCCAAUUCCAUUCGUUUCCUCCGGUAUCGACGCUUCAAUAAUUCUUGGAGAGGUUCUUUUUUACAGAAGUCAGUUUGCUCUUGAUGACUCUUCACUGAGUAAACUUGCGGAUAUUGCAAAUAUCACUUUGGAAGAAUUGAAGUCUAUUCUUGAUCUGCAGACGCCUGGGGAGUAUUUCACUUCAGCCGGUAUAAAGCAAUUCCUAGGAACAUAUGCCGCUGCCGGAGCAGCCGAAAAACUGGUUCAAUAUUCUUUACCAAUAGUUGGUACGGUGAUUGGUUGCGGUGCUUCAUAUGGUGCAACAUAUCACGUUCUGAACAACAUCUUAAAUGAGAUGACGAAAGAUGCUUUUAAAGUCCUGCAGUUUAUUGCCGAAAAAAUAAAUAAUGCAGCUGCCUAGCCUUCUUAUAUGUUACGGUUACUGGUCUCUAGACAUCUGAAUAUUAGGGAACAGAUAAUCUUGCGUGCAAAGGAAACUUAAAACUUGUGUUUGAAAAUUUAUGUUAUAUAUUUUUCAAAUGGAACAUAGUUUUCCUUUUUCCUUUUGAAAAAGUCCACUUAUUUACAAUAAAUGUAAAUACAGAUUAACUGCUUUAGACUGGUGUUCAAUGAAAAAAUUAUUUUGUAGAAAAGUGACAGCUGUGAAGGCAUGAAAUUAUAAUUAUGUGCUAAGCCACCUUGUUCGUAUAUACAGUUUUACAUUCCCUUAUUUCCAUGUGGACUGUUGUAUGGGUGACCGCGUUCUGUAAUUGUGGCUUUUCCUGAUGGACAUUUGUUCUUGUUUUUCAUGACAGUCCGGACAAUUACAGACAUUACCUACGUUUGCCUAACAAAUUAUUACAGACAUACGAGAUAGCUUGCAUAAACAGUUUUACGAAAUGGGAUAGUUACUAAAAACAUAACAUUUAAGACAAACAAAUUGUUAAACAUUAGUAGAUUUGAAAUGAAAAUUUAUACCAACGAAGACACUUUACGUGGAAUUAUCAUUUAAAUUCCAAUAACACUUGUCACUUUUAGUGCAAAUUUAAAGAGUUAUAUCCCGUGUAGGUAUGUGCAAAUUCCAUUUAAGGAGUUUCGAUUUAUAUUACCAAACUCUCAUUACCAUUGCAUUGUACUGACACCUGUCUCGGUAGCCUGGUUGUAGGUCGUCUGCUUCGAGUGUGGGAGGUCGUGGGUUCGCUUCCUGCAGGCGCCAGAUCAAAGACUUAAAAAAUGGUACUAGUAAAUUUCUUUGCUUGGCGCUCAACAUUAAGAGGAUAGUGCUAUGACUGGUCAGCCUAAUGUCAGUACAAUGUGAGUGGAUGGGGUACCAUGUCACAUGUCUAUUGCGUGAUGUUCCACUGAGGCAGCAAUAUAAAGUUGGGCAUUGCGCUUAUUUUUACAAGUAGACAACUUCGUUUAUAUGUCUGAAAAAUUAUUGAAAAGACGCUUAAACAGAACACACGCACAAACACACACGUACGCACGCAACAAUUUAUUGACAAUUUAAUACACAUAACGUACGCACGCUUGAUUGUACGCACGCACGCAAGACUGUAUUUACAAUUCAAUAAACUUAUUUUAUUAUAGUAUUCUGUACAAUAAACUCACAAAAUAAAGAUUGACAUUUCAGAAGCGCGAGGUUAUGCUCCUAGAAAAUGUUCAACUAAAAUGGUCAAGGCUAUAUACCAAAACGUCAAAUCAUAUAUCCUAGAUUGUCACAAUAUGUCAUAUUUUGAUUUUUUUCGAUAUUUCACUUGGUGUUAAACAAGGAGAACCACUUUCUCCUCUCUUAUUUAUACUAUUUGUUAUAGAUAUAAGGGAGACAAUUGAUCUAAAUAACAUGUCUGAAAAUGAUGUAAGUUUGCUCCCCAUAUAUAUGUUACUGUUUGCUGACGAUAUUGUUUUGUUCACCACAGACAAACAGAGUUUGCAACUUCAACUUAAUGCAAUUGCGCAAUAUUCGUAUAUAAGUGGGGUCUGAAAAUGAAUGUCAAUAAAACUAAAACAUGCGUUUUUGAACAAAGAAAAAGUAGGUUAGAUUUUGUUUGGACUAUCAAUACUGAACAAGUAGAUGUUGUUGAUAGUUUUUGUUAUUUCAGUGUCAAGUUCUUUUAUAGAGGUAAUAUGGCAUAUUCUUUAAAAAGUUUAUAUGAACAAGCUCUCAAAGCCUACAAUCACUUGUUAUCAAAUUUUAUUUGAUAAAGUAAGUCUGAGCAUUAAAACGAAAUUACAACUAUUUGACGCCCUGGUGGUACCCAUAAUUCUUUAUGGCUGUGAAGUCUGGGGUAUAUACAACUUUCAGGACGUGGAUAAGUCACAUAACCAAUUUUGUAAGAAUAUUUUAGGUGUUCGUCAGCAAACUUCAAAUGCUGCUGUUCUUAGGGAACUUAGUAGGUUUCCGCUUUCCCUUAUUUGUAAAGAGAGGUCUUUAAAAUAUUGGUUGAAUAUUGUGAAAAAUCAGAACUCACUGAUGUAUAAUAGACAAGUUGUUUUUGGUUAUGGCGCUAAUAAUAAAAACUGGUGCAAUAAUGUGAAAACUUGUCUUGAUAUGUUAGGAUAUAGUGAUAUUAUACUGAACUAUGAUGCAAAUAUUAAAUACUUUCCUUUGUUAAGUCAACGUUUACGAGAUCAAUAUGUUUAGAAUUGGAACGAUAUUUUAAGUAACCAGCCAAAAAUGCAAUACUAAGUAAAGUUUAAAAACAGAUUUCAAAUUUGAAAAAUAUCUCGAUGUUUUAUAAAAUGAAAAAGUAAGAAUAGAAUAUUCUAGAUCUAGGCUUAGUUCACAUAGUGUUGAAAUAGAAAGUGGUAGAUUCCACGGAAUUGUCAGAGAUAACAGGAUAUGUAAAAUAUGUACCAGAAAUCAAGCUGAAAGUGAAUACCAUUUUUUACUUUUUUGUCCGUCUUUUGCACAUUUACAAAAAUUAAUCAAAAAUAGUUCUUGGGCAUCUGUUACCAAAUUUAUAAAUGUUAUGUCUAGUUCAAAUGUUAGAACCAUUAGAAAUCUUGCAAAAUAUGUGUCUAGUGCAAUGAAAGUGAGGGUGGAAAAACUUACAGUUAUUGCUGCUUCUUAGAAAUGUGUUAUAUCUAUAAUGUGUAUUGUAAUUGUUUGUUGAUUGUAUGUAUAUAUGUUCAACCUCUUGGCCAUAUUUAUUUAUUAAAUGUGUUUGUAAAUGGCCAAAGACAUUGUAUAAAUGCCGGUACGCCAAUAAACUGAACUAUAAACUAUAAACUGAACAAUAAACUAUAAACUGUUAAACAAGUGCAGAUUUUAUGCUUAAACUGUUUUCAUAAAGUAUUUAAUUAAGAAAUAAUUUAUAGCAAAAGAGUGCUUUAACACUGUUUAUGCACGAUGGGUGGUUAUACGUCGAGCUCAGCCCGAGUGAAAAUAUAUUGUACGACGUAUGACCGCCCGAGUGUAUAAAUAGUGUUAAAACACGAUUUUGCUAUAAAUUAUUUCAAUUCUAAUAUGCCAUCUAUCUAAAACAAUAGAUAAAAUACGCGCGUUUUAACAGAUAUAAGAAUGUUUAAUAUGUUAAUGUUUGAAUACAUUUCAAAAUGGCGUGAUAUUUCGCGCUUAUUAAGUAAUAAUUUCACUGUAGUAUUUAUAUAUAAACUGGAUUCGGAUAUCUUCUUUUUAGUUUCAAAAAUAUGUAAUUGUACUGAUAUAAUAUGCUUAUGCAUUUAUAUUCAAAUUGACUGUGAGUGAGUCAAUAUAAGUGGCAGAAGUGGUAGGUCAACUUUGUUUGUUAGUUACUAUGGAAAUAAAACAAAUAUUAAUGGAGAUUCUAACGAAUUAUUGUAACACCGAAAUAGCUCUUACUGUAUAAUUUUUCUAUUGCUUUACGUCUUAUGAUCAAACGUAUAAUAACAAUACUUAUUUUGCAAAAUUGACAUAAUUGUAUGAAACAUGCUUUAUCUAGAUUGUUCUCAAUUCCUUCUACGCAUAAAAACAUUUUAGGAAAAGUUAGCGUUUUCUAUUGUGUUCUACAGUAUAUAGUUUAAGAUAACACUUCAAAGGUAUAUAAGAUUAAAUAUCAUUUAUAUAGAAUUAUUCAGUUUGACAUGUUGUAAAUUGCCUAUAUGUAAAAUAUUGUAGCAAGGAAAAGGAAACGUUUUAGUUACGUUUAUUUUGACUUAAAGAAUGGUAAAAUCUGGCAUACAAAUGAUACAGAACUAUUUAACACAAAUUUUCCAUGUCGCUGAUUUAACUUCAGUUUAGAGGUACAAAUUUAGAUUAUUAUUUUACUUUCAGAGAAUUGAUAUUUUCCCCAGCUACGGAAAAGGAAAUUAUUACUCUGUGUUAUCUAAUACUUAAGAAAUUGCAGUACAUUAUCUUACUAUUAGAGCAUUUUAUAUAUAUAAUAGCUUUGUGGUAAUAACAUCACAAACACCUAAUAGAUGGUUGUCUCCGUGAUCAGUCAUACUCUUAAAUUUCAAACAUUCAUAUAUUUGAUAAUAAUAUAUAAUCUAGUUGUUCGAGUUUUAAAAAAAAAAUAUAAUGUACUAUGAGUUGUUGGACGAUUCAUCUAUAAAACCAGCUCAUAAUAAAUCAACUCUAUAAGAAGAUCCUUUUGAAUGGAGCAAUACAUAGCAAACUAGGUUUGAUUUUGAAGUUCACCCCCUUUUAUAGGUACUCUUAUAUCCUUAUAAAAUGACAAUAUAUUCAGUUCUUCGUGUACAUUAAAGGAGAGAAAAAACGUUUAUUUACAUGUAUGCUUCUGAUAAUCAAGACUUUAUAAUUUUAACGAAAACUACAGUUUAUUAAGCGAAAUAAUGUAAAGAAUUGUAAAUUUUAAAUACUGGAAUGCCACUUUAGCUCAUACUUCUAUGCUUAUGUUUCAAUGCAGACAUAACUUUUUAAAUGCCGACGCUUUUUCUAUAAUAGUUGGUAUAAAUCAUUAAUACAGAUAGGCAGAAUAAAGUAAAUAUUGUCUGGAUAUUAUUCUAUUCUAUUUUUAAAAGGUUUGAUAAUAAAAUAUAUUAUAAAGACAUUGAAAUUCGGAAGAAUGUACGUAUCAUUCGUAACAAACUAUCAAUACACACCGAAUGACCUGCCGAUCAAUAGUAAAAACUAUUGCCCGAGAUCCGAACGAAGGUCAACAGUCUUUACAACUGACCGAUGAGCUUUCAAGGUUUUACUUAAGGUUUUGAACAUAAAACUAGACAUCAAACAUAAACUAUGUCACAGGUAUUUUUAGAGGGAGUCAUUCAGUUAUAAACUCUACUUUUAUGCUUAACAUCAACAAUUGAAGGUUUCAAGUGUUGUAAAGGUGCCGUAAAAUGUCGACCAGUACUUGGAACCAGUAACUUAUUAUGAAACCUGAUUUCACUAAGGGCGGAUAGAUUGUUUAAAUCAAAUCUAUGUUAGAUAGACGUCAAAUGUAAAAGACAGAGGCUUUAGCUAGAUAACAAAUUUAGCUAAACGGCCAAGCUCGAAGAAAUUUUUUUGCACUUUACUGACUUUACUGAGUGCUUAAUGGUUCAUAUAUGUUAGAUUUUCACUGAAUGUACUUUUAAAACCUUUUUUUCUAUCCUGAUUGGCAAACCAAGAAACAGUUGUUUAAACAUAAGUAAAUUUUUUAUAAACUUACUUUGCGUAAAGAAUAAUACGAAAAUAAGAACGAUUGUAUUAUAUCUGUCAAAGAUUUACAUUGACAAAUAGAUAUUUUGCCGUAAUGCGUCAGAAACUCAAGUUCGAUAAAUUAUUAUUAUCACCCUUUACCUAUCUUCCCUUUUGGUUCAGAACGUUGAAAGAUCCCAAUAUCUAUAAACUGCAAACAUAAAAUUAAAAAUUUAUAUACUAAAAUCAAAAGAUAAAGACCACUUUUUGGAUAUUUUCAUAUUUAAGGGGAAUAACUGGACAAUUUCAUAAUACAUAAUUUAAAGCAUGUCCUUUUCUACAUGAAAAUGGACUUUUGAUAUCAGAUAAAGCGGAGCUAUCAAAGAUAACGUUCUGUAAAAGGAGAAUAAUUAUGUCGUUUUUAGUCCUAUAAGAUAGAGUCGAGGACAAAGUCACAAAUGAAGCAAAACUGUUAAAUUUAUCCUUCAUAUUUCGUGUCCGAGGCAUAAAUCUAAGGUAUUGACAUUAAGUUCGGCACACAGGAAGUUUGCGAUGAGACAAUACCCAGAACACAUCGAUUUAGUCGAUAGGUCAAAGGUCCAGGUCACAAACUGAGUUCAGAUAACAAUUCUGUCCUUAGUAUUUCGUGUUCCUAGUACACCUUCAAAACUAUUCAAGACCCUCACUUAAACUUGGAACAUUCGUGUAACUGAUCGGAUGAUUUGAGCAGUGGAACAUUCAACAUUACGCCCCCUUUACAAACAAAUUAACCCCCUCGCAAAAAAAAAAAACAAAAACAAAAACACAGCACCUUAUUUCUUGUGCCUUAGUAAUCCGUCACCGCCACCGCACAAAACACCCCAACCCUCACCCUUCGCCACAUUAUCACCCCCACCACCCUCUCUCUCACACACACACACACACCAUCACCACUACCACCACCACCAUCGGCCGCACACAAUCAUAUUUGAUACUUGAUAAGACAUUGCUUUUUUUGUGAAGUCUUACUGUGAAUAUCGGAUGAGUGCUAUGUUUAGUGAGCGUUUCAGAAUACAUUCGUCAUGAUUACUUGCUUGUUUUUUGUUUUUUUUUAGCAAUAUUUUAGCUAUAUAACUGCGGAUAGUGAACCUAACAAGUGUUCCUUGAUUUUGCAGCAAUAUACGUUUAGCUGUUCUAAGUAACUGUGAACCUCUCAGAAUGAAUAAGAGGUGACUGACAAAUUAUUUUAGAUACAAUGUUUGCUAUCAAAUCGUCGUGGAUAACAUACACGCCUCCAACGCCGAACUGGAAAAACACAGAUUUUCAAAGCUGGUGUUUGUCGCCAUGGGCGAUCGCUAAAUGUUUCAUCAAUGCGCCUGGAUAUUCAGACAUAACAAAGGCCUCAGAGAUUGAUGCCCCAGGAUUGUUACAUUUAUUUAUAAACAAAAAAAAAAAUCUUUAUUCCUGCCUAUCCUGUGAAAUAACAGGAAAAGAUAUCUUCAACAAGAUAAUAGUUUUGACAUGUGUUUUAUUUUCUACAGCGAUGAAGCUAAAUGUAUCGUAUAUUUCCGGUAAAUUUUAUUUGAUAACUUCAAACGAAUAUCAAACCGGCAUGGGAUCAGUUGAGGACGAAAAAUGAUGACUUAUACAUAACCAAAUAGAAGAAUCGAAAAUGGAAACUCAUUCAAAUUAAACAUGAAACAGGUGCUGCGAUUUUGGUACGUGGCAUUCCCUGUUUGAUAUUUGUCUUUGUUUAAAUGAUACAGAAAAAGAAGAACAUAACCACUAAAAACAAAAAAAGAAAAGAAAUAAAACACGAUAUGACUAGAAAAGAAAUUGAUUUCAUUUAUUUUUAAACAAAUCCGUGUUAAUUUUAUGGCGUUCCAGAAAUUCCUAAAAAAUGUAUGAUAUUAAAUUAUAUUCAGAUUACAGAUUGAAUCGUACAUUUUUUGGAGGUUCAUUGUUUGUGAUAAACUAAGGAACUUGUUAUUUCAAAACAUUCUAGUUAUGAAAAGGGUGAUAUAUAAUCAACAAUAUUUGUAACUCCAAACAUGAUUAUUCAUUUGAGCCGCGCCAUGAGAAAACCAAAAUAGUGGCUUUGCGACCAGCAUGGAUCAAGACAAGCCUGCGGAUCCGCGCAGUCUGGUCUGGAUUCAUGCUGUUCGCUCACUGAUUCUCUGAUUGCAAUAG
Mercenaria mercenaria is the source of this 9036-nucleotide messenger RNA. RefSeq names its product T-cell-specific guanine nucleotide triphosphate-binding protein 2-like. Gene Ontology annotation, molecular function: GTP binding; GTPase activity. Bases 157 to 1179 code for a protein of 340 amino acids. Gene Ontology annotation, cellular component: membrane. The transcript is spliced from 6 exons. The record is from RefSeq and is a predicted model, not a curated record. NCBI's taxonomy places the organism in Eukaryota, Metazoa, Mollusca, Bivalvia, Venerida, Veneridae.